AUGGCUAACAAAGCAAUAUCUUCGGUUGAUUAUUGUUUAAGGGCUUUGAUGAAUAAUAAAGCUGAACUUAAAGAGUUCGUGGAAAAAAUAGAGGAUAUGAGAACAGAAAUAGAAGCUAAAGAGCUAAAUCAAGAAAAAUUACCGAAGGAAGCUAGGUAUGAAUCAAUGCUUGGAGUACGUGUUAGAGAACAAAAUGAAAUUCAAAAUCCAACUGGAAUUAGAAACAAAGGUUCUGGUACAGGCAAAAGAUUAAAGGGUCCAGGCGAGAAGGCUAUUGAAAAGAAAAAGAGGACCAUACGAAGGUGCAAUUUAUGUGGAAUUUACACAGAUACACAUGAUAGUAGAAAUUGUAGAAAGUAUCAUGAGGAAUUAGAAAGAUAG
Messenger RNA from Helianthus annuus (common sunflower), 381 nucleotides. RefSeq lists its product as uncharacterized. The transcript has a single exon. NCBI's taxonomy places the organism in Eukaryota, Viridiplantae, Streptophyta, Magnoliopsida, Asterales, Asteraceae. The coding region runs from base 1 to 381 and encodes 126 amino acids. The record is from RefSeq and is a predicted model, not a curated record.